AUGGGCACUCACAUCUCAGUCUAUGGUCGUGCAAAGCCAAUCGAGAACAUCGAAAACUUCACAGUGGUCAAAGUGGAAACCAGCACCAUAUCCAAGGUUGGGAAUUCGGCAAAUCUGAUGGUCGAUCCAAACGAGAGCAGGUCCGCGUUCUCUGCAUGGCUGAUCAAGGCCCCUGCAAAGUCGGCAAAUCGAGACGACUUGAUGUAG
This is a messenger RNA of Penicillium hordei, 207 nucleotides long. RefSeq lists its product as uncharacterized. NCBI's taxonomy places the organism in Eukaryota, Fungi, Ascomycota, Eurotiomycetes, Eurotiales, Aspergillaceae. Bases 1 to 207 code for a protein of 68 amino acids. The transcript has 2 exons. The record is from RefSeq and is a predicted model, not a curated record.